AUGUGGGCGAGCGUGGACAGCAAGGCCAAGUUCUUUGGGAUCCUGGACCAACUGGUCGCGGCGGGCAAGGCCCCCGAGCGGGUGGUGGCGUCGUUCAAGGACUUUUACGAGAACUACUCCACGGCCAUUGCGAGCAGCGGCAACCCCGGCUGCGAUGAGGCCUUCGCGACGCGCGUCCAGGCGACCAUUGCGGACGUCGUGUUUGCGCAGUUUGUGAGCCCCUACACCUUCCCGUCGUUCCACACGCGCAUCCUCGAGCCGUACGACUACUACAACUUUGGGCAGCGCUAUGUGGGCAGCCUCGUCAACUUCAGCUCCAGUGUCGUGGGCAACGCUGAGCGCCUGGACGAGAUCGAGGCGCAGCUGGCGGCGGGCCACAACGUGGUGCUGCUGGCCAACCACCAAACCGAGGCCGACCCCGGCGUUUUCGCGCACAUGACCGAGGCUACGCACCCACGGCUGGCCCAGGAGGUCAUUUACGUGGCGGGGGACCGCGUGGUGACGGACGCGCUGUGCAAGCCCUUCAGCAUGGGUCGCAACCUCUUCUGCGUGCACUCCAAGAAGCACCUCGACGACAUCCCGGAGCUCAAGGCCGCCAAGCAAGAGACCAACCGCCGCACUCUCGUAGCCAUGGCGCGCGCCUUUAAUGAGGGCGGCAAGCUGGUGUGGAUCGCACCCAGCGGCGGCCGCGAUCGCCCCAACGCCGAGGGCGUCUGGCGCCCGGACGCCUUUGACCCCAGCGCCGUGGAGCUGAUGCGCAACCUGCUGGCGCGCGCCAAGCAGCCGGGCCACCUCUACCCCAUGGCUAUGUGGAGCUGGAAGCUCAUGCCGCCGCCGCCCACGAUCGACAAGGCCCUGGGGGAGCGCCGCCUCACAAAUUACACCGGCGUGGGCAUCUCUGUCGCACCGGAGCUCGACGUGGACGCCGUGACCGCUGCCGCAGACGGCGACAAGGAGGCCGCGCAGCGCCUCCUGGCGGACGCGGCCCUGGAGGCGGUGCGCGAGCAGUACGCUGCCCUGGACCACGCCAUCGCAGACCCGGCGUGGCGGGCCACCCAGCAGCAGUUCUCUCAGCCCUGGGCAGGCAAGCGGGCAUGA
Molecule: messenger RNA, 1098 nt
Organism: Monoraphidium neglectum
Lineage: Eukaryota; Viridiplantae; Chlorophyta; Chlorophyceae; Sphaeropleales; Selenastraceae
Exons: 1
Coding region: 1-1098 (365 amino acids)
Biological process (GO): glycerophospholipid metabolic process
Molecular function (GO): glycerol-3-phosphate O-acyltransferase activity
Source: RefSeq, a predicted model, not a curated record